AUGGUAACAAUUUUCAUUUUAUAUUUGCUUCUGGAAAAAAGACCAGAACCUGAUAUCACUGCCGUCACUCAAGACUUUGCAUCUGAUCCAGUCCGUCCAGGAGACUCAGUGACUCUGCAGUGUUCAGUCCUCUCUGACUCUGAGAAGAAAACAUGUUCAGAAGAACACAGAGUUUAUUGGUUCAGAGCCACAUCAGAUGAAUCUCAUCCCAGUUUCAUUUAUGCCCAAGUAAACAGUAGUGAUGGAUGUGAGAAGAGUCCUGAAGCUCACUCUCCACAGAAAUGUAUCUACAGCUUCUCUAAGGACGUCAGCUCCUCUGAUGCCGGGACUUAUUACUGUGCUGUGGCCACAUGUGGAGAGAUAUUAUUUGGAAAUGGAACAAAAGUGGACAUUAAAGAGCUCAACAUGUGGGAUCUGCAGAAGGCCAACACACCUCUGUUUCUGUUAUUUGCGGCUUUGGCUUUAAGUCUGACUGUUAUUGCCUUCCUGAUUUAUACCAUCAAGAAGAAAACUUGUUAUCGUUGCAAUGAGGUUAGAACUGGUGCUGCCAUUGGCCACCAGCCUGCUGUGACCGAUGACUUAGAGCUGCUGUGGCUGACGACCGCAGGUCUGUUCCUGGAGCCACUGCCCCCUCUACCCCUGGCGAAGCAGUCCACAGCUGCAGGGAGCGAGGAGGAGGUUGGAAAGAUGGUUGAUUUUAUUUCCACUGUGGUGAUACACUGCAGCUACAAGUGGAUUAACAUGAAAAUGGUGAUCAUAUUUUAUUUGCUGCUGAUGCUCAGAGUGGGACGAUGCACAGACGAUCACGUCUUUGAAACGACAACUGUUGAAGUUGGAGAUGAUGUGACUUUAAAUUGUACUCGCCAGACAUCUGAGUACGAUGAUACCCUCUUUUGGAUCAGGCUUGUUUCUGGAAAACAACCUGAAUUCUUGGGAGGAACAUAUGCCUUUGAUUAUGAAGAUGUUAACAAGACUCCUCACAUUACAGCAAAACAAGAGCCUGGAUCAUUUAUUCUGCAUAUUCAUGAGACAAAGCUGAGUGAUACUGGACUUUACUACUGUUUAAAAGUAAAUCUACUGGACAUGACAUUUUCCAAAUCAACACUUCUGAGAGUUAAAGGACCAGAACCUGAUAUCACUGCCGUCACUCAAGACUUUCCAUCUGAUCCAGUCCGUCCAGGAGACUCAGUGACUCUGCAGUGUUCAGUCCUCUCUGACUCUGAGAAGAAAACAUGUUCAGAAGAACACAGAGUUUAUUGGUUCAGAGCCGCAUCAGAUGAAUCUCAUCCAAAUUUGAUUUACAGUCAUGGAGACAGUGAUGGAUGUGAGAAGAGUCCUGAAGCUGGAUCUUCACAGAAAUGUAUCUACAGCUUCUCUAAGAACAUCAGCUCUGAUGCCGGGACUUAUUACUGUGCUGUGGCCACAUGUGGGGAGAUAUUAUUUGGAAAUGGAGCAAAAGUGGACAUUCAAGAGCUCAACAUGUGGGAUCUGCAGAAGGCCAACAUACUUCUGUUUCUGUUAUUUGCUGCUUUGGCUUUAAGUCUGACUGUUAUUGCCUUCCUGAUUUAUACCAUCAAGAAGAAAAGUUGUUAUUGCAAUGCUGCCGUCACUCUGCAAACAAAUGCUGCAAGUCAGCAGAGAGACGAGGACUCGUUGGCUUAUUCUACACCGACCUUCACCAAGAGGAAAACUGGCCGAGCAGACAGAAGGAAUGUAAAAGCAGCAGAGGGAGAGACAACCUACGCUGAUGUCAGGACCUUAGUGAAAAAUUAA
Molecule: messenger RNA, 1773 nt
Organism: Epinephelus lanceolatus (giant grouper)
Lineage: Eukaryota; Metazoa; Chordata; Actinopteri; Perciformes; Serranidae
Source: RefSeq, a predicted model, not a curated record